Cinara cedri is the source of this 3372-nucleotide messenger RNA. The record is from the annotation of a GenBank genome assembly. Lineage: Eukaryota; Metazoa; Arthropoda; Insecta; Hemiptera; Aphididae.
ACCUUGAUUAUUAUUUUAUAUUAUUAGCUAUGUUACCACCAUAGAUAAUAUUUAUGGUCGCCGCCCGGCAUAUUUAUUCCUCCAUGAAGAUAAUUUUUAUCAAUCAUUUUUAAUAAUCAUAUUAUUAUACAGAAUACAGAUACAUAUAUACAAUAUAUAAUUAUAGCUGUCUUAUUAAUUAUUAUUAUCAGUUAAUUAAUAAUAAUACAAUCUCUGUAAACGCUUUAAUAGCGUUGGUAUGUGUUGAUAUGUAAAUAUUCACAGUAAACAUAUACAAUUUCUCUCAGUCAACUACUCGAGUCAGCACUGCUGUAAAGAUAUUUUGGUUCUGAAGUGAAAUGUAUGCUUCUAGGUGCAUGUAAAAUUUUAAAACCCACUAGGAACCAAACAACGUUUUUAAAGGUAUUAUUAAUAUAAAACUAACAUAAUUUUAAAUAAUUAUUACCCUUGUUCAUUUAAAACGGCGUUUUUAUGAUUAUUUUAUAAUUUGGGUAAUUCAAUAUACGGUUUAUAUUUCAAAAUUUAAUAAUCAGUUAGUUGAAUUCUUUGUAUGAAAAUUAUUUAACUUGUCAAAUAGAUCAAUUUUAGUAAUUUUAAGAAUGUACAUCUGAAACUAUAUUAACUAUCUAGGUUUCUAAAAUUCACUUAAGAAUACAUGAAAUCAAAACAGAAUCUUACAGUUUUAAAUACCUUUAUACCAGAAUUUUUUUUAUAAUUUUGAUUUUGAUUUUCAACCCAAUUAUAAUUUAACAAUACAUUUAUAUAUUUUUAUAUCAUUUAAUACAAUUUUUUUUUAUUCUUUAGUAGUUGAAAAAGCAUUCAACUAUGAGUUCCAAAUUUGAUAUAGAGAAAUGCCCUUGGGAUCAGAAUACUUUUGUUGGGCGGUGGAAUUAUUACUUUUUGGUAACCAACCCAAUGUUAUGUUUAAAAACUGAUGAAGAACUUGAAGAAGCUAAAUCUUUGCGCUCAAAUUGCUUGUAAGUAUUGUUAUUUUACUAUUUAUAAUAAUAGGUGUAAGUAAUUGAACAAAAAUAUUUAACAUUAUUAUUUUUAAUUAUUAAUUUCUUAUAUUUUAAUAUAUUUUUCAAUAUAAUUAUUACUCAUAUCUAAUUGUAUUAAAAUUAUUUUGUAAUGUAAUUAACAAGUUGAUAUUAACAUCAUGGCAGUAUACAAAUUAAUAAUUAUAAUUUUACAUUACUUGGGACAAUUGUUGUAUUUUUACCAAUUAAUUCUUAUCAAUGUUAGACUUAAAUAUUUAGUUUUCCUCCUCUUAAUAUUAAAAUCAUUCUGAAAAAUGUAUUGCUUAAUAAUUGGGCUUGCAUCAGUUUUAAUUUCUUUAUAAAGUUUAUAAUUGGGUGUUUAUUAAAUAAUGUAUAAUUUUUAUACCUAAUAUAAUAUAGUUAGACAAAAUUAGAAACAAUAAUAUAUAUAUUAAAUUUCUUAAUUUAAUGACUAUUUGUACACCAUGCUUCAAUAUGCAUGGAAAUGUAUUUAAAUACUUUGCGUUUGUACGGAAAUAAUGGUUUAAGAAGACCCUUUUUUAUUGAGACAAAUAUUUUUGCAUAUAAAAAAAAAAUUUAUUUGAAAACUAAAAUAGUUUUUAAAGAAAUAUUAUUUUUUAUUUAGGAAUGGGACAUUACCACCUGGAACAACUUCUGAACAGUUGAUGAUUGCUAAACAGAUUUAUGAAAGUUCAUUUCAUCCAGAUACUGGACAAAAACAAAAUGUAUUCGGCCGAAUGUGUUUCCAAGUUCCCGGGGGUAUGGCUAUUACCGGAGCUAUGUUGUCUUUUUAUAAGUAUGUAUUUCAUUUUAAAUAUAAUAUGAUGCAUUCAUAAAAUAUUAAUGUCAUACUCUAUUACUUUUUAAGAACUAUACCAGCUGUAGUAUUUUGGCAAUGGAUUAAUCAGUCAUUCAAUGCUUUAGUGAAUUAUACAAAUCGUAAUGCUAAUUCACCACUCAGUCAAAAUCAAAUGGCUACAGCUUAUGGUUCUGCAACACUAGCAGCUUGUGUAGUAUCAAUUAAAUUAAAGCAAUUCUUGUCCACACAUACUUCACCAGUCUUUCAAGUAACUUCUAGAAUUAUAUACUGUUGAAUUAAUUUAACCAAUUUGAAUACAAUUUUAGAGAUAUGUUCCAUUUGCCGCGGUUGCAGCUGCAAACUGUGUGAACAUACCAUUGAUGCGUCAGAAUGAAUUACUAAAAGGCGUUGAUGUGUUUGAUGCUGAUAAGAAUAGAGUUGGUUGUUCAAAGGUAUAUAUUCUAGCUGAUAAAAAAAAUGUGUGUAUUUAUAGUUUAAAAAUAUUGAUUGAUUUCAGUUGGCUGCUGUUAAAGGAAUAUCUCAAGUUAUAUUAUCAAGAAUUGUUAUGUGUUCUCCAGGAAUGGGUAAUUUUGAAAAUAAUUGCUUUUACUUAUAAUUAUAUAAUUAUUAAUAUUUAAUUUUAUAUAGUAUUGCUGCCUGUUGUAAUGGAAAAACUUGAAAAUAAUAGUGUAUGGUUCAAACGAAAUACAUGGAUCCAUGCGCCAUUCCAAACACUCGCUGUUGGUUGUUUGUUAGUAUUUUAUGACUUAUAUUAAUGGUUAGCAUUGAUAUUAUUUUAUACUUAUAAAUUUUUAUUUUAUUUUCAGUCUUGUUGGCAUGGUACCAACUGCGUGUGCCCUAUUCCCUCAGUUCUGGUAUAUUAUUAAAAUUUAAUAUUGUAUUUUAUUUAUUAUAUUAUUUAACUAUUUUAUUGUUUUAUAUUUUAGUCCCAUAAAGUUAAGUACAUUGGAGAAAUAUGAGAAUGCUGCAUACUGUGAUAUUGUAAACAACUGCAAAAAUCCUCCGGCUAUUGUGUAUUCCAAUAAAGGACUUUAAAAUACAAAUAUUAUUUUUUGAUAGUAUUCUCAAAUUUAUGUAACUUGGUUAACUCAUUUUUUUUUUUUUUUUUAAUUUGAUUAACGGGUAUUUUUUGCAUUAUUAUUGUAUUCAUUAUUUUUUUUUUUUUUUUACGCAUUAUUUUAGAUGUUGUCUAUAAUUUAUUUUUAACUUUAAUAUUAUGCUUGAUGGGCAUACUCAGCAAUGGAUCCAAUCAUUUUAUGUUUUUUUGUGUAUCAAAUGCUUCCAUUAUAUAUAAUUAAAUGUUAUGUUAUUAUAGCCAAGAAGAAAACAUAAUUAUCACAUUGUACAUCUACUUAAGUAUUAGAGAUCUGGUUAUUUUCUUGCUAUUGUUCCUAUAUGAAUUUGAGUAAUUGUAAGAUUUGUAUCGGUAAAAUAUGUUUGAAUUUGAUCUAAUAGUGCUUAUUAGUACUUAUUGUAUGGUAUUGAAUUUAGUAGUUAUAAUGUGUCAAGUUUAGAAAUUUGCUUCUAUCAAAUAAAAUAUACUAUCGUGAU